Messenger RNA from Vigna angularis (adzuki bean), 840 nucleotides. RefSeq names its product 60S ribosomal protein L19-1. NCBI's taxonomy places the organism in Eukaryota, Viridiplantae, Streptophyta, Magnoliopsida, Fabales, Fabaceae. Gene Ontology annotation, cellular component: cytosolic large ribosomal subunit; ribosome. The coding region runs from base 73 to 690 and encodes 205 amino acids. Gene Ontology annotation, molecular function: RNA binding; structural constituent of ribosome. The record is from RefSeq and is a predicted model, not a curated record. Gene Ontology annotation, biological process: translation. The transcript is spliced from 5 exons.
ACCCUAGAGUUUUAAGGUGCUUCCUCUUCACCGUCCGUGAUAAGGUUGGCAUCACCAACAAUUGCAGCAAAAAUGGUUUCGCUGAAACUGCAGAAGCGCCUCGCUGCAAGUGUUCUCAAGUGCGGCAGAGGGAAGGUUUGGCUUGACCCCAAUGAAGUCAACGAAAUCUCCAUGGCCAAUUCUCGCCAAAACAUAAGGAAGCUGGUUAAGGAUGGAUUUAUUAUCAGGAAGCCCACCAAGAUUCACUCUCGCUCACGUGCCCGUCGAAUGAAGGAAGCUAAGAGAAAAGGACGUCACUCUGGAUAUGGUAAGCGUAAGGGUACGAGGGAGGCUAGGCUUCCCACUAAAAUCCUUUGGAUGAGGAGAAUGCGUGUGCUCAGACGCUUGCUUCGCAAGUACAGGGAGUCGAAGAAGAUUGACAAGCAUAUGUACCAUGACAUGUACAUGAAGGUUAAGGGUAAUGUUUUCAAGAACAAGAGGGUUUUGAUGGAAAGCAUACACAAGUCGAAAGCAGAGAAGGCAAGAGAGAAGACUUUGUCUGAUCAGUUUGAGGCGAAACGCGCCAAGAACAAGGCCAGCAGAGAAAGGAAAAUUGCCCGGAGGGAGGAGCGAUUGGCCCAAGGUCCAGGCGAAAAGUCUGCAGCUACAGCGCCGCAGCCUGCCCAAGCACAAAAGAAAUCCAAGAAGUGAGCCACAUAUUCUGAUAUUGGCUCGUAGAAUUUUGGUGCUGCCAUUCUCAUUUAUUGUUCUAAAUUACUUUUACUUAGUAUUGUUGAAUUUUUGUGUUGCUUAUGAAAUUAUUAACAUUAUGGUCUAGCACGCAUGUGUUUUGGCUUUAAA